AUGAGCUACUCUGGCGGAAAUAUUCUUUACGAAGGCCGUUUGAAGCGAUGUAUGAAGUACAAAAUAUUUAAGACAAAAUGGAUCGAACGAUAUUUUGUCCUCUACUGUCGAGAUAGCGAUAGAAACCUGUACGCAUUGGACGAGUACACCACAUUCAAGAAGACUGAACUCAAAAACACAUUUGAAUUGGAAAAUGUGUUCAGGCUCGAGUCAAAUUUAAUACUCAACGAUCCAUCUCUAGCUUGUUCUUCUUCAUCCGAACGUCUCAGCUGGAUAUUUGCAUUGACUUUCAAAGUUAAUGGGAAUCGAAAGGACCUCUACCUUGUUGCAAAUAAUAAAGAUGACAUGAAUGAUUGGGUGCGCAGAUUUUGCAGUUGUUGUAAGCUGCAAAGAGAUACAACUAUUCGAAGACCAUAUAUCAUUUCUGCUCAAUCGGCUUCGACUUCAUCCGUUACUGGACUAUCAGUUUCCUCUGAUUCCUUAGAAGGUUCUGAUACCGAAGGAAACCAGAAUGAUUUUUAUGAUUCGAAAUCUGGUGACAAUAACUAUCGCAACUUGCAAAAGUCGGAAUCUGAGAGCAAAUUUAGCAACGGAGGAAGAAAGUAUUCAAAGAAGAAGCAAAGCAGUCAAUCUAAUCCAACUUCUCCAAUGGAAGCAAGUUUGAACAUAUUCAAUCAAGAGGAUAAUGGAAGUCAACAGAGAAAGGGUCUGAUCUCGCCUGAAAAAGCUCGCGCUUAUCACAAUCUGCGCACUUUCUCAGCGGCACGAGCCAAUAACACUCUUCCCAAGGACAUGAAUUACUCGAAUCUGAAUGUGUCAGCUCUGUCAGAUGGACGUGAGGUUGUUGAGUCGUGUUCGGAGACGUCGUCAAUGUAUUCUGGAAGAAAAACGAACGAAGAUGAUGCGAACAGCACUAUUAGUGGGCCACCAAUGCCUCCUCCACGAGUGAAAAAUAAAAGAGGAAUGUCGACGGAGAGAACAUUUGCAAAGAAUAAACAAAUCACAAGACUUAAUAGUCUGGCAGCAAGCACAUCGACGUCUCCUCUGCCCACCACGAUUGAGGAUGACAGCAGUAGCGACACUAUAAAAUUGAAUCCAACCCAAACCUAUGCACCUUCAGUUGUCUCUUUAGACAGCGAUGCUUUCAAUCCGAAAUCACCACCACCGGUAGAUCGAACAAACAAGCCCAAAAACUUAAGGUCUAAUGAUAAUGUAACAAAUCGAAGACGCGAUGGAGAUACUACAGAUAUCGGAACUAGCACAAUUCGAUUCACAUCAUUUACGAGAGGAACAGUUGGAUCAUCGGAUAUCUCGAAACGCAAGAACUUAGACUAUUUCGAGCCUUUAACCGACGGUCUGAUGUUCACUGCAAACUCGACGCGGUCACCAACCCCUUCCGAUAUUGAGUAUAUUACCGUCGAUGUAGAUCGAACCCUCGCUUUCAAGCAAAUGCGACGAGUCGAAUAA
Caenorhabditis bovis is the source of this 1467-nucleotide messenger RNA. The record is from the annotation of a GenBank genome assembly. NCBI's taxonomy places the organism in Eukaryota, Metazoa, Nematoda, Chromadorea, Rhabditida, Rhabditidae.